Caenorhabditis sp. 36 PRJEB53466 is the source of this 3511-nucleotide messenger RNA. Lineage: Eukaryota; Metazoa; Nematoda; Chromadorea; Rhabditida; Rhabditidae. The record is from the annotation of a GenBank genome assembly.
AUGUUUUGCCUUACUGGCUUCAUGAAAAUGAAAGAAUUACGAGUUGAUGACCCGGCGUUUGUGUUCACUCCCUCAGACGCAAGGUUAGUUCGAAGAAAUUAAUAAGGCUCUGUGAUUGUUUUGAAAAUUGUACAGGUGGAGAAGAGAAAUACAAGUUUUCAAUGAGAACUGGCCCCUGAAUGAGAACAAGUUUUUGCCCGGAAAGUCAUUUCAAACCAAACGAUUUAUUAACAUUUUGAUUCGUGCAAAAGACAAUGGUUCAAUUAUGAGAGAUCAUGUCUUGCAAGAAAUUGAGGUGAUAUUGUCGAUCCCGCAGAAAGCAACACUCAUUUUGUUCAGAUUCUCAACAAAUGGAUCAUGAACAACAUUUCUGUACCUACUAGUGACAUGGUUUAUAAUUUGACUUAUCAAGUAAGUAACACACUGACUAUUGUUCGCACAAAAAACAUUUUCAGGAUCUCUGCCUAAACUAUGACUGGGUCUGUGGAGCUAACGAGCAUAUUCAGAUGCUUAUACAUCGUCAUGACGUCAAUCAAGUACUAGACAUGCACUAUCCAAAAGGAGGAAACAAGGUUGGCACUAGAUUUUAUCCAAAUUCUUUUGCUCAAUGAUAUCAUGUAACAGGACACUCCUGUCUACCUUGGAAGCAUUUUCGGUGACGUUCAACUAUCAGAAAACGGAACAAUUGAAGAUGCUAAGCUAACCCAACUUUUCUAUUUCCUCAAACAAGAUCAAAAAAUGGUUGAAGAGUACUCUUCAAAGUUUUCCUACGCAGUUGAACACUUUCUGAACGAGGUCUACAGUUCUAAUGUUAUAACGCUGUCAUUUGCUCAUUAUCAGUCACUCGAGGUGCUUUGUAGUACUUUCUCUGCACAGACUUGUAAAAGAUUUUUUGAAUUUAGGACGGACUAGAUGAAAAUGCAAAAGCUUUUGUUCCUAACUUUGUUGUCAGUUUCUUUGUUUUGGCCAUGUACGCUCUGAUCUCAUCAUUUACCUUAAAACAGUCAUCUGCUCGGAAAAUUGAUUGGGUUGCUAGUAAACCGUGGCUAGCUUGUGCAGGUUCAGUAGUUUCUUUUGGAUCAUUGUCUCAUUCUGAUUCUGUAGGAAUGUUCACGACGGUGCUAUCUAUCCUGAGUGCGUUUGGAUUUCUGUUUCUCAUUGGUGUCCGGUACAAUGUGAUCAACACCAUAAUUCCAUUUCUCAUAAUUGGUUCGUCCUCAUUCUAUCUUUUGAGAAAACGGAAAGAUUACAGCUAUUGGAAUCGAUGACAUGUUUUUAAUGAAUGCUUGUUGGGAUCAAACCAGUAAAUCGUUAUCCGUUCCGGAAAGAAUGUCGAAGACUUUGUCGCACGCCGGUGUAGCAGUUACCAUAACCAAUGUCACGGAUAUCAUGUCGUUCGCAAUUGGUGAGCAAGUUUAUACGGCAUUUUCGAAGAACCAAAUUGCAGGAUGUAUUACUGAUCUACCGGGAAUUCAAUUUUUCUGCAUUUAUGCGUGUGUUUCCGUGGCUUUUAGUUAUUUUUAUCAGGUUUUUCAGAGCGUAAAGUAGCAUAAAAGAAUUAACAUUUCAAUUUUAGUUAACUUUUUUUUGUGGAGCUAUGGCAAUAAUGGGAGAAGUUGAAAAAGAAAAACGACAUUGCCUAUUCUUCUACCAAAUUUUCCAUCUUGUUGACAUUUCACAAAUGAACAAAGAAGCCAAUUACAAACUGGAAGCUAUGAGAAAGUGGGACAAUGAGCUAUUUCUUUUUACUCAUCAAGACUACUUACAGAUCUGUAAUUUCAUCACAAUCUGACUUUGAUAGUAAAUCCACCUACUCAUUUUCAUCUAAAAAUGAGAGUUUUACAUCUGAAAACACUCUCCCUGCAAAGUUCAAGUGGACGGAUUCAUCUGACUCCAACACGGCGUCUACAAGCUCAAUUCCAAUAAAAACAUGUCCGCAACCAGAAAAUAAAGAUAGGAUUGUGAAGUUUCUCGGAGAAACUUAUGGGCCCUUCAUUCUCUCAAACACAGUGCGAUUAGUCAGUGGUUUGAUAUUUUUGAUUUAUAUGGCAAUCGCGUUAUAUGGUAGGUAUUCGAAUAACCUUUUUGAAAAUGAAUUGCAUGUUAAUUUCAGGAUGCUACAACUUUCGAGAAGGUCUAAACCCCGGAAAUUUAGUUACAAACGAUCAUUACAUUGCCAAAUAUUUCACAGACAUAAAGCACUUUUGGAGAGUUGGACCUCAACUGCAUGUAGCUAUUUUGAAUCCACCAAGCCUCGUCAGCAGUUCGAACCGGUUUGAUUAUCUUGAAAUCAUGAAAAAAAUUAGAAAUGAAACGUUUCAGAGAUGAAUUGCUACAUAUAGUCAGUUCUUUUGAAAAUACAACGUAUACAAUGGGCAGAGAAGGGACUGUCUUCUUCCUUUUGGAAUAUAUGAACUAUCUGGCUGAUCUGAAUGUGGAAAUUGAGGAUUCCAAACAUCUUUGGGAAACGAAAUUCAAUUCCUGGCUCAAGUACACUGGUGGCUCGACGCAAUGGACUAGUAAUAUUAGAAGAAAUGAAUCUGAUGGAAGUUUUCAAUGCUUUAGAUUUCAGGUAUUUAUGAAACUUGAAAAAUUAUUAAUAAAUAUGGUUUUAGAUUGCUAUGAAAAACUUUGUGGAACCAAAUGAUCAUAAGAACGCAGCGAAAAUGUUACGAGAAAUAGCGGACAAGCAGUCUCUCACUGUAGUCGUUUACCAUGAGGUACGUGAUUUAAUUGAAAACAAAAAAUUGAAGAAAGCGUUCAGGCAUUCCCAUUUGCUGAUCAGUACCUUAUCAUUCUUCCCGCCACAAUUCAAAACGUUGUCAUUUCUCUACUUUGCAUGACCGUCGUCUCGAUUCUGCUGGUUCCCAGUCUCCCUUCAGGAUUCGUUAUUUUUGUUUCUAUUGUGUCUAUCAAUGUGGGAGUGUUCGGCUACAUGACGUUAUGGGGAGUCAACUUGGAUGCAGUCAGCAUGAUAUCCAUAAUCAUGAGCAUCGGAUUUGCGGUCGACCUUUCUGCACAUAUUACAUACGCGUUUGUUACAUCUCACGGUGAUACCAAACAACGAGUGCUCGGAGCAUUGGAAACACUUGGUUGGCCGAUUUUCCAAGUAAGCAUAGAAGCAGGAAAACGUAAUUUGCUUUCUCGAAAUGACAAAAGUCACGACAUUUGAAAAGAAUGUGACUCAUGUUUUGAAAUUUCAGUAAAGUCAGGCCCACGACAAAUAUGAAAAAAAGACUUCCAAACAUGUGCACAGUAACUGGAAUACAAAACAUGUCGAAAAUGAAAACGAAAAAAAAGCGCGUAUGUUGUUUUGCAGGGUGCUUCCUCCACAAUCGCUGGGAUUUCUAUAUUGUAUACUGUCGACGCAUACAUCAUUCUUACUUUUUUCAAAACUAUUUGGCUGACCAUGUUCAUCGGAGCCAUUCAUGGUCUCUUUUUCAUACCAAUAUUCUUGUCCUUGUUCCCUGUCGAGUUUUUCAGAAUACCAAAAACCACUGAAUUUCAUUAA